AACUAUUUACACAAGCGACGCUGAAGCCACUCUGCUGGGUGAUGUUGGAUAUUGUCGCAGCUGAAUUGUGCGUUUUGGCACAAUCCUGUCAUAUUUAAAACACUUGCGGACCUGUGCUGUGGGACGAAAAGAAGCAGUUUAAGUUCUCGGGACCGGUCAUGGCAAAGAAAUCAGAAAAACCCGAUUGGGUGGUUUUGUUUUCUACGACUAUAGCAAUACUUGUGUGGAUUCCUGUCAGCGCACAACCUUCCGGGACCUCGGAGCCUCUUGUGAUACCUCGAGUUGUUUCUCGGAUGUAUCUGAGUCCAGAUGAGCUCAGGAAACUCCGCUUUAAGCCCACAGUAGGCACCAUUCAGCUGUCAGAGGGCCAUGAAGCCAAACUGAACUGUUCCAUUGAAAUUCCUGAUACCAGACUGGAGCCCGCCAUCCUGUGGAUGAAGGAUAGUAAGGAGCUGUCACCAAACAUCCAUGUGGUGAUGUAUGAGCUCCACUCCAUCACAGAUGGGGUAUCAACUCUCCUCUCCACUGUCAUCAUUAAACAUGUGCAGAGAGUGGAUGCUGGAGAUUAUCAUUGCCGACUGAGUAUCAGCAACAUGUUGGUAGAGUCUGAUCCGAUCAGCAUUCGGGUAGAAGCACAACCUUCCAGGACCUCGGAGCCUCUUGUGAUACCUCGAGUUGUUUCUCGGAUGUAUCUGAGUCCAGAUGAGCUCAGGAAACUCCGCUUUAAGCCCACCGUAGGCACCAUUCAGCUGUCAGAGGGCCAUGAAGCCAAACUGAACUGUUCCAUUGAAAUUCCUGAUACCAGACUGGAGCCCGCCAUCCUGUGGGUGAAGGAUAGUAAGGAGCUGUCGCCAAACAUCCAUGUGGUGAUGAAUGAGCUCCACUCCAUCACAGAUGGGGUAUCAACUCUCCUCUCCACUGUCAUCAUUAAACAUGUGCAGAGAGUGGAUACUGGAGAUUAUCGAUGCCGACUGAGUAUCAGCAACAUGUUGGUAGAGUCUGAUCCGAUCAGCAUGCGGGUAGAAGCACAACCUUCCAGGACCUCGGAGCCUCUUGUGAUACCUCGAGUUGUUUCUCGGAUGUAUCUGAGUCCAGAUGAGCUCAGGAAACUCCGCUUUAAGCCCACCGUAGGCACCAUUCAGCUGUCAGAGGGCCAUGAAGCCAAACUGAACUGUUCCAUUGAAAUUCCUGAUACCAGACUGGAGCCCGCCAUCCUGUGGGUGAAGGAUAGUAAGGAGCUGUCGCCAAACAUCCAUGUGGUGAUGAAUGAGCUCCACUCCAUCACAGAUGGGGUAUCAACUCUCCUCUCCACUGUCAUCAUUAAACAUGUGCAGAGAGUGGAUGCUGGAGAUUAUCGAUGCCGACUGAGUAUCAGCAACAUGUUGGUAGAGUCUGAUCCGAUCAGCAUGCGGGUAGAAGGGCUGCCAACAUUUGUCAAGCAACCAGAGGACAAGAACGUAACAAUAUACACACCUUUCACCCUGUCCUGUGAAGCGGUGGGACCACCAGGCCCUGUUCAUAUCCGCUGGUUCCGUGAUGGAUCACCUUAUACUGAGGUUUUCAGCUCUCCCAGCAACUUCUCUGUACCAGGUGUGGAUAAAUACACUCGGUUCAGCUGUGAAGCUAACAACACAAAGGGCAUCACCACAUCCAGAGAAGCACACGUCAAUGUUAAAGUUCAUCCCAGACCUCCCACUCAUGUUACUGUGACAGAGAGGCAGUCCAAUAAGCUGACGUUGAGCUGGACUCCUGGGCACGAUGGCUUCUCUCCACUCACCACGUGCCGAAUCAGAGUUAGAGAGGUCAGUCGGAGGGAAGGGGAAGUGACGACCACCAGGUUCAUCAACGUCACAGUGCCGCCUUUUCACAGUGAAGUCCCUGGACUGCAGGCUAUGACGAAGUACAACCUGAGUGUUUCCUGCAGUAACGAACAGGGCGCCUCUCCAAACAGCAAGUGGGUCGAGAGCAACACCACAGAAGGAGUGCCAUCAAUUCAUCCCGGAAAUGUCACAGUGCAGCUUGAAGGCUCGAGCUUGGUGAUCGAGUGGAAACCUCCGCCCAGCGAUAAGAUAAACGGGAUCCUAAGUGGUUAUGAUGUCAUUGUUAGAUAUGGCACACGCCAGAAAAAGGUCCAUAGUCUUACCACUUGGACACGUGUGGCUGUGGAGGAAUUCAACAAAACCUACAGUGUGGAGGUGGCCGCAUGCACGCAGGCAGGAAGAGGCAUGGUCAGCCCACGAGUUGAAUUGUUUGUGCCAGAGGACAAAUCCACCGUACGCCCUUCAUCCGGCCCUGAGACAGCGGUAGCACACACCAACCAUGUUGUGGGGAUUGUGAUUUGUACCGUCUUUGUCCUGCUGAUCAUCCUCUCUGGGGUUCUCUAUUUUCGGAACAAGGCUUAUGACUCCUGUUUUGGGCAGCGGUGCAGAGAUGAAGAAAUGCUGCCGCCUGUCAUACAGUACACGCAACAGAGGUCCUACAACCGAUCAGCCAUAGGAGUCACUCUUGAGAACCUUGGGAUCAGUGAGGAACUGCAGGCCAAACUUCAGGAUGUGAUGGUAAUGAGAACUCUGCUCUCAGUGGGGAAGGUUCUUGGAGAGGGUGAGUUUGGUUCAGUGGUGGAAGGUCAUUUCACACAACCAGAUGGCACUUCAGAAAAGGUUGCCGUGAAGACAAUGAAAUUGGAUAGUUUUUCUCAAAGGGAGAUUGAAGAGUUCCUGAAUGAGGCCGCUUGCAUGAAAGAUUUCAACCAUCCUAAUGUCAUCAAACUGCUCGGUGUAUGCUUGGAAGUAGGCUCAGCACACUUUCCUAAACCCAUGGUAAUUCUGCCGUUUAUGAAACACGGAGAUCUGCAUAGCUUCCUGCUGCGUUCACGCCAUAGAGAGACUCCAAUGUUCUUGCCCACUCAGACACUCCUGAAGUUCAUGGUUGACAUUGCUUCGGGUAUGGAGUAUCUCAGUGGUCGUAACUUUCUGCAUCGAGACCUGGCGGCACGCAACUGCAUGCUGCGUGAUGACAUGACAGUGUGUGUAGCAGACUUUGGACUAUCUAAGAAGAUCUACAGUGGUGAUUAUUACAGGCAGGGAAGAAUUGCAAAAAUGCCUGUAAAAUGGAUCGCAUUAGAGAGUCUGGCAGACAGAGUUUUUACUGUAAAGAGUGAUGUGUGGGCGUUUGGUGUCACCAUGUGGGAAAUUGCUACAAGAGGCAUGACGCCAUACCCUGGAAUCCAAAACCAUGAAAUUUAUGAUUAUCUAGUUGAAGGACACAGACUGAAGCAGCCCCCAGACUGUUUGGAUGAACUGUAUGAAAUCAUGUACAGCUGCUGGAGAGCCGAUCCGCUAGACCGACCCUUCUUUCCCCAGCUGCGAGAAAUGUUGGAAAAGCUCGCCGAAAAGCUUCCAGAGUCUUCCAGCAGGGAUGAUAUCAUUUAUAUCAACACCAGCUUUCCUGAGGAGGACCCAGAUCGAGAGGCAUUUCAAGCAGAGCCUCCUGUGUUGAGCUCCUCACCUUGCUGCAGCCGCAUGGCAGCAGAAAAUACAGUAGUUACCGCGGACAUUCACGGGAGCGUGGCGGAUGACCAGGAUGAUGGCAGCGAUCGCUAUGUGGUGGUGAUUUCCUCCAGUGCGCCCCCGAGAGCUGCAACAGUGGAUACGCCUCUCUUGUCAGAUGAUUCUUUAAGUCAAGCAAAUGGGACCAGUGCAACAGCGAUGGAUCACAGCUUAUAUGACCCCGCCUUCAUGCUAUAGCAUUUGGUACUGAGCAGUUACAGCCCUCGCAUGGGUUAACAGUACUAAUAAUUUUGUCUUGUUGUACUGGAAGCACCUGCACAUUUCCUGCUAUGGACUUUCAUAGAUUGUUGGAGAGGCAUUUCAUGCUUUAAAUGGCCAGCCUACAUGUCAGUGUUUGUUGUUGCUUAUACUUUUUUUUUUUUUGCGUGUCAACCUCAAACACACUCAUGCACAUGUUCGAUAAGCUUAUGAUACUCUGAAAUGUGAAAAGUAUUUACUGUAUUGACUUCUGUGUUGCAGUGUAAAUAGAAAAUUGUACAGAACAUUUAUAAAAGGAUCUUUUUCUUUUAAAAUAAAGGAUUUAUUGACUUCUUUAAAGUAAA
This is a messenger RNA of Maylandia zebra (zebra mbuna), 4111 nucleotides long. It is a transcript of the gene mertka, whose product is annotated as c-mer proto-oncogene tyrosine kinase a. The record is from RefSeq and is a predicted model, not a curated record. Gene Ontology annotation, biological process: cell surface receptor protein tyrosine kinase signaling pathway; nervous system development; positive regulation of kinase activity. Lineage: Eukaryota; Metazoa; Chordata; Actinopteri; Cichliformes; Cichlidae. Gene Ontology annotation, molecular function: protein binding; ATP binding; transmembrane receptor protein tyrosine kinase activity. Gene Ontology annotation, cellular component: signaling receptor complex; plasma membrane.